UCGAAUCUCCUGUUUCAUCAAUGGCUUUUGAUUCAGACAAAGAAUUACUAAACCACAUCAUGGAUGCAAGUUUUGACCGGAGAUUCAACACACUUAGCUGGCAACAAAUUCAGAGCUUGGACCAAGUCUUAACAGAAGUAAUACCAAUUCAUGGAAGAGGCAAUUUUCCCACCCUGGAAAUAAAGCCGAAAGACAUAAUUUAUGUUGUGAAGGAUCGGCUCGAAGAGAAUGGGAUUAUGGUUCAUGACAUUCGACUUAAUGGCUCCACAGCAAGUCACAUCCUUGUGAAUCAAAAUGGAACAAGUUAUAAGGAUCUUGAUGUUAUCUUCAGAGUUGAAUUGGUUGGGGAGGAAGAGUUCCAGUUGGUAAAGACAGUGGUAUUAGAUUCUCUCCUGGACUUUCUACCUCAAGGUGUUAAUAAAAAAAAGAUCACAGGACUUACUCUGAAAGAGGCCUAUGUUCAGAAAAUGGUUAAAGUUUCCAAUGAUCAUGAUCGGUGGAGUCUCAUCUCCUUGUCUAACAACAGUGGGAAAAAUGUUGAGCUAAAAUUUGUUGAUUCCUUGCGUCGCCAAUUUGAAUUUAGUGUAGACUCUUUCCAAAUAAUUCUAGAUUCACUGCUAUAUCUUUUCAACUGUCCGCAAGACACUAUGACAAUGGAGUCUUAUCCAAAUGUUGUAGCAGAGAGUAUGUACGGGGAUUUCCAGGAAGCAAUGGAUCAUCUGAAGUACAAACUAAUUGCUACUAGAAACCCUGAAGAAAUUCGAGGUGGGGGUUUGCUUAAAUACAGUGAUCUCCUUGUUCGAGAAUUUAAACCAGCAUCUGAUGCAGAGAUCAAAAGUUUGGAGCGUUACAUGUGCUCGAGGUUUUUCAUUGAUUUCCCAGAUGUAUCUGAACAGCAAAGAAAAAUUGAAUCCUACCUAAGGAACCAUUUCAUUGGGGAAGAGAAAAACAAGUAUGAUUACCUGAUGACUUUGCACCAAGUUGUGAAUGAAAGCACUGUCUGUCUGAUGGGACAUGAGAGAAGACAGACAUUGAACAUGAUCACCCUUUUGGCUCUUAGGGUGCUAGGUGAACAGAAUAUCAUACCGAAUGCUGCUAAUGUCACUUGCUACUAUCAGCCUGCCCCUUAUGUCAGUGACCGGAGCUUUAGUAAUUAUUACAUAGCACAUGGACAGCUCCAGCUUGCGUCUCAGCCCUAUCCACUCCACAUCAAUAUGCAGACUGGUAUGGUUUAGUUUUAAAACAAAUUCAAAUAUCAGACUUUGAACUACACCCAGGCUUUUAAGUCUCAAAGAGCUGAAGGAAGAGGAAGGCUGUAACCGAUUCUGUUGAUGACUGAGGAUACACGCCAAUUUCUGGGUAACCCACAUUUAAGCUGGGCUGUAAAUGGAUGACCAAACUACCUGUAUAUGUGUGUGUGUGCCACAUUAUAAAUUUAAAUGCUCAUUUGGUAAGAAAUAAUCUCAGAACUGAUUAAGCACAGACAGGAUUGUAAUAGCAGGGAAUGUUUUUUUUUCUAUAAACUGUUAAACCAAUACAGACAUAGAAAGAUAUGUUAUUAACUUAA
Molecule: messenger RNA, 1567 nt
Organism: Mobula hypostoma (lesser devil ray)
Lineage: Eukaryota; Metazoa; Chordata; Chondrichthyes; Myliobatiformes; Myliobatidae
Product: terminal nucleotidyltransferase 5C-like
Exons: 2
Coding region: 21-1235 (404 amino acids)
Biological process (GO): mRNA stabilization
Molecular function (GO): poly(A) RNA polymerase activity; RNA binding
Source: RefSeq, a predicted model, not a curated record